UUCUACUUUGUAUAUGUAUUAAUUCUACAUUGAAUAUGGUGGAACCCACUUGCCAACUAUAUGAAUGACAAUAGAUUGAGCCCAAUGCACUGUACUGGUAUAGCGCAGCAUAAUCAAUGGCUUCAGCAUCUUACAGCUCUCUGUUUUUUCUUCUGUACAGUUCUCUGUUUAUUCUUCUGUACACAGUUGUUUUUCUUUGCCCCGAAGCAGCUGCACUGUCAAAAACCCUGGACGUACAAAUGCUAAUGGCGGUGAAGUCCAAAUGGCAAAAUACUCCACCAACAUGGGAGGGCUCUGAUCCCUGUUCCAGCCAAUGGAACGGCCUUGUCUGCACUGCUUCAAGAAUAACUUCACUGACAUUAUCUAGCAUGAACCUUUCAGGAACACUUGCUACAGAAAUUGGGUUUCUUAACGGCUUGCAAUCUCUAGAUUUGUCUUACAAUAAAGAACUGAUUGGACCCAUCCCAAGCACCCUGGGAAAUUUGAUCAACCUUGAGAGCUUGGUUUUGAUAGGCUGUGGCUUUACCGGACAUAUUCCACACGAAUUAGGCAACCUGCAAAAGCUCACUUUUCUGGACUUGAGUUCAAACAAUUUUAGUGGCCCCAUACCACCAUCUGUGGGUAAUCUGACAAAACUUCGCUUGCUUGACCUGGCCAAAAAUCAACUGUCUGGAUCCCUUCCAGUAUCAAGCUUAAAUGGGUCGGGGCUAGACAGGCUAAUUAACGCUCAACACUUCCACUUGAAUUCAAACGGACUGAGUGGAUCCAUUCCUGCGGAUAUUUUCCACUCAGAUAUGCAACUGAUCCACGUACUGUUUGACAGCAAUGCUUUAGUGGGAGAGAUUCCAUUGACUUUCGGGCAUGUACCAACCUUGGAAGUUAUAAGGCUCGAUGGGAACUUUUUAGAAGGUCCUAUACCGUCGAACAUUGGCAAACUGAAAAAUGUUAAUGAACUGCAUCUAUCGAAUAAUAACCUGAGUGGUACCAUACCUGAUUUGUCAGGAAUGAACAGACUGCAGUACAUAGACCUGAGUAAUAAUUCGUUUGAGGCUUCCGAAGCUUUGGAAUGGUUUGGAUCCCUGGAACAAUUGACGACUCUAAUAUUAGAAAAUGGAAGCCUGAUAGGCCCGGUGCCAUCUAAACUUUUCUGCUUGCCCCAGCUUGAGACUGUCAGGAGGCUACGAAACAACGAUCUCAACGGAACUCUAAAAGUCGACACAAAGGGAAGUUCCCAACUACAACUGAUAGACCUUGAGAACAAUCUCAUCACUGGCCUGUCUGUUACUGGAGAAACCUAUACCAACUUGAUGUUGAGUGGUAAUCCUGCUUGUGAUAAAAACUCAGAGCUUGUUAACAGUAAAGCUUGUCAAGCUGAAACCACAGAAUUUUUCUAUGCAGCUGGUUCCAAAACAUGUGGGGACAAAACAUGCAGUAGAGAUUUCAGUGCAAAUCCCGAUAUCUGUGGGGACAAAACAUGUAGGGAAGAUUUCAGAGUAAACCCUGAGACCUGUGAAUGUGCAGUUCCUUACGAAGGCAAACUUGAAUUCAGAGCUCCCUCUUUUUCUGAUUUGAGCAAUGUCUCAAGGGUGGAGAAAUUGAAGAAUUCGCUGUGCACACAAUUGAAUUUUUCAGAAGGAGCAGUAUCAAUCUGCUGCAUGUCCUUUGAUUCACAUUAUUAUCUUAACAUAGGAGUGCAACUUUUCCCCUUCGGAAACAAACCUUUUUUUGAAAGAGCUGAAAUCAUAAGAAUUGGUUUCGCUCUGAGCAACAAAAUUUACAACCCUCCUGAUGAAUUCGGCACCUUCUCUUUCACAGCAAUUUCCUACUACUUCACCGAUCCUAGAGAAUCAAAAGGAUUAAGCUCUGAAGCAAAGUUUGGUAUAUCAAGCGUUGCAGCUGUCUUGGCUCUUGUCAUUGCAGGUGUGGGAGGUUAUGCAUUCAGGCAAAAAUGGAGGGCUGAGAAAGCAAUUAAACUGAGCAAACCCUUUGCUUCUUGGAGGGGGGAUAGUCCAGAGAGCAAACGCCCUCCCAAAGUAGAUGGUGUUAGAUGCUUUUCAUUUAGAGAGCUCAACAGAUGCACCAACUAUUUCUCUGAGGAUCACAAAAUUGGUUCAGGUGGCUAUGGCAUGGUGUACAGAGGGACACUCAAUGAUGUGAGCCAAGUGGUGGCCAUAAAAAGAGCCAAGAAAGGAUCUCUGCAAGUGCAGGGUGCAGCAGAAUUUAAAAAUGAAAUUGAAGUGCUCUCACGCAUUCACCAUAAGAAUCUGGUUAAGCUGACUGGUUUUUGCUUUGGGGAUGGAGAGCAGAUGCUUGUCUAUGAAUACAUGCCUAAUGGAUCUCUUGCCGAUUAUCUUUCUGAAAAGAGUGGAAAGCAGCUGGAUUGGAGGAAAAGGAUAGUGAUCGCUCUAGGGGCGGCGAGGGGAUUAACAUAUCUCCAUGAGUAUGCAAACCCCCCCAUAAUCCACAGAGAUGUGAAGUCCAGCAACAUCCUACUCGAUGAAAAUUUCAAUGCCAAGGUCUCUGAUUUUGGCCUCUCCAAACUCUCUGUCUACGGGAAAGAGAUUGGUCAUAUGACAGUCAGUGCUAAAGGAACACCUGGGUACAUGGAUCCAGAGUUCUUCACAACAUAUGAGUUGAGCGAGAAGAGUGAUGUUUACAGUUUUGGUGUUGUAUUAUUAGAAAUCAUAACGGCAAAGGGAGUGUUUGAAGAUGGGCAACAUAUUGUGCAGACAGUGAAGAAGAAGUUGGAGGAGAAAGGGCAAAUGAGGGAGGUGAUGGAUCCCUUUCUUAGAGGCGAAAGUUGUAUGGGGUUUGAAAGCUUUCUGAACAUGGCUAUGCGUUGCGUGGAGGAAUCGGCGGCGAGAAGACCUGUUAUGAGCGAUGUUGUCAGAGAUUUGGAGUCCAUCUUAACCGCACUUCAUUAAUUUCUCGAGGAAAGUCUGCAAGUCCCUGUUCCGUUGAAACCAUUCACUUGAAUUAACCUUAGAGAUAUGAAUAUGACUCUUAGUUUCUUGCACUCUACUCCUCUAUAUUUUACCUGUUUACAAAAGAUGUUAACGUAAAAAUUCAGUUAGAGAAGUUGUAAACUUAAAAAUUCUGUUAACUACUAGCUUGGAUUGUGAAUUUUUAAGGCUUUUCAUAAUUACUUGGCACCCAGGCAAACCCUUUACAACCAAAGCUUGUGUCAUUUUAAAAAAUAUGUUAAAUAUUAUAGCAUUUUAAUAUUAUUUUAAUUUGUGUA
Messenger RNA from Cryptomeria japonica (Japanese cedar), 3241 nucleotides. RefSeq names its product leucine-rich repeat receptor protein kinase HPCA1. The coding region runs from base 117 to 2924 and encodes 935 amino acids. The record is from RefSeq and is a predicted model, not a curated record. The transcript is spliced from 19 exons. Gene Ontology annotation, cellular component: membrane. Gene Ontology annotation, biological process: protein phosphorylation. Gene Ontology annotation, molecular function: protein binding; protein kinase activity; ATP binding. NCBI's taxonomy places the organism in Eukaryota, Viridiplantae, Streptophyta, Pinopsida, Cupressales, Cupressaceae.